AUGGGACCAUUUCAUGAUGGAAAAUAUCUUCGCCAAAUCGUCAACGAGAAACUCGGAAGCAAAUUACUGGAAGAUACAGUGGCAAACCUCGUAAUUCCAACCUUUGAUAUAAAAAAUCUCCAACCAGUCAUCUUCUCGACAUAUGAGGUCUUUAGGGAGGAGAUGGAGUCUAAAACUCUAGAGGACAUCUGCAUCGGGACCUCUGCAGCACCAAUUUACCUGCCUGCCCAUGGCUUUAAAAUCAAGAGUUCCCAAGGGAAAGAAACUGAAUUCAACCUCAUCGAUGGUUGUGUAUUUGCUAAUAAUCCGGCUAGGAUUGCCAUCAGUGAAGUAUAUAAAGAACUUCUAGCAGAUGAAGGAGAUAACGAUAGGAUUAUGGACUUUUCGAGCUUCCGUAACUUCGAUAAUCUUUUGCUUCUUUCUUUGGGAACUGGUACACCGAGGAACGAAAGGAAUUACAACGCAGAACAAGUAUCGAAGUGGAGCACUUUAACUUGGGCAUUCAACUUUAGUAAUUUCUCAAGUCCAAUAGUAGAUGUGAUUAGUCAAGCGAGUGCAGACAUGAUUUGCAAGAAAGCUUAUAACUGCACGGAACUCUCGUCAGAAGAAACCGGAAAAUAUGGAAGUAAAUGGAGGCGAGAUGAAGAAAAUGAAUCCAGUAGCACGUUUGUAACAAAAUUACGAUUGGGUAUGGCAUGGAAACAUUCAAUUGAUGUGGAGGAUGCCGAUUACAGAGCUCCUGUUGGGGUGAUUCUUUUCAACCAUUCUGAUUUCACUUUUCAAGUAAAGGCUGGUGAUCGGAUUGCCUAG
Molecule: messenger RNA, 810 nt
Organism: Nelumbo nucifera (sacred lotus)
Lineage: Eukaryota; Viridiplantae; Streptophyta; Magnoliopsida; Proteales; Nelumbonaceae
Source: RefSeq, a predicted model, not a curated record